Molecule: messenger RNA, 2535 nt
Organism: Didymosphaeria variabile
Lineage: Eukaryota; Fungi; Ascomycota; Dothideomycetes; Pleosporales; Didymosphaeriaceae
Exons: 7
Coding region: 1-2535 (844 amino acids)
Biological process (GO): transmembrane transport
Cellular component (GO): membrane
Molecular function (GO): transmembrane transporter activity
Source: RefSeq, a predicted model, not a curated record
AUGACUGUGCCCGCGCUUUCAUCUGACCUCGAGAAAAACUCAUCUGUGCAAAUGGAUGAUGUGGCUGCCUCCGAGAGAGACAUGAAAACCUCUACGCCAAUCACCUCCGGCGACUACAGUGGGGCGGUAGCGAAAAGUGACCCGGAAGAGAUUGCUUUGGUCCGCAAAUUAGACUAUCGGAUCAUGCCAGCUCUGUUCUGCUUGUACUUUCUGAACAAGUUGGAUCAGAAUGCCAUCGCAAAUGCAAGGCUCAAUGGACUGGAGAAGGACCUAGGGUUGGAGGCUACACAGUACAAUACUUGCAUAUCCAUCCUCUACGUCGGAUAUUUAUUUGCUCAAAUCCCUUCAAAUAUGUUGAUGUCUUCAAAGAAAGUUCGCCCCUCAUUAUACAUGGCCAUUUGCGCAAUCGUUUGGGGCUGUGUCGCAUCUCUGACAGCACUCGUGAAGAAUUACGUAGGGCUAGUUCUCGUUCGGUUCUUCCUAGGAUUCGUGGAAGCGCCCUUCUAUCCAGGGGCAUUGUACAUCUUGUCCCUGUUCUAUACCCGCAAAGAGAUCGCUACGCGUGUGUCGAUCCUUUACGCCGGGAACAUCUUCGCGGUGUCUUUCGCUGGGCUCAUUGCUGCCGCUGUCUUUUCUACCUUGGACGACAAGCAUGGGAUGCAUGGAUGGCAAUGGCUCUUUAUCAUCGAAGGCGUACUCACGAUAGGCGUGGCAAUCAUCUGCAUCUUCCUACUCCCAGACGAGCCCCUCACCACGCGUUGGUUAUCACCUGCCGAACGCCAGCUCGCGCAUGACCGCAUGCAGAGGGAUACAGUUGGCUUGGAACAGAGCAAGGGAGCGCGCGCCGGCUUCAUGCAAGCAUUUCGUGAUCCCAGACUCUAUCUGUUUGUAUUCAUGCAGAACAUGCACUUGAGCGCAACAUCGUUCAAUCAGUUCUUUCCCACAGUCGUAUCGUCGCUUGGAUUUAGCACCACAAUAACGCUUGUGCUCACCGCUCCUCCUUCGCUAGUUGCAGGUGUUGUAGGCAUCGCAAUCGGUAUCUCAUCAGGCAAAUUCAAUGACCGCACUUGGCACAUCUCAGCGAUGAUGGGGCUCGCGACGGUAGGUUUCGUGAUCAGCGCAGUGACGCUCAACGUAGCCGCACGUUACGUCUCGUGCUUUCUCUUCGCCUCUGGCGUGUAUUCGGUGAACUCCGUGAUUCUUGGCUGGGUGUCCGGCACCCUUGGUCAGACGCCCGAGAAAAAGGCCGUGUCACUCUCCGUGGUCAAUAUGGUGUCCAUGGCUAGUUUCAUCUACACGCCGUACCUGUACCCAAAGAGUGAUGGGCCUAACCGCCGCCUUCCUUUCUUAGAUGAGCGAGACUCCAGUUCACUUUCGACAAGAACCUCUUACGACUUCUACGUUGCACCACUGUUCAGCAGUGCUGUUCUUGCAUGGCAUUCGAUCGUAAACAUGGCACAAUCCAACGGCACGUCCACUAUACCAAUCAUUGACUUUAGCGCCUUCGUAAACGGUGUAAAGGAAGAGCAAGAGCGUGUCGCACACCAAAUCGAUGCCGCAUUUAGGGAGGUGGGAUUUGUAUACCUCAAAAAUCACGGAGUUCCUAAGGAGAAAGUGGAGGAGUGCUUCUCGUGGUCAAAGAAGUUCUUCGCACUGCCAAUGGAAACGAAAAUGCUAGCACCACAUCCACCGUCCGGUGCUCAUCACCGCGGCUAUUCGUCACCAGGCCUAGAGAAAGUUACGCAGCACCAGUACGAGAAGGGCGAGAUCGCAAAGUCGAGAGAGGUCCCUGACUACAAAGAGUCUUACGAAUCUGGUAAUGUCAAUGACGAGGCGCAGCCCAACAUCUGGCUCCCCGAAGACAAACUCCCCGGCUUUAGGACGUUCAUGGAGUCGUACUUUGAUAACUGCGCCACCUUGAUACACAGGAUCCUCGAUGCACUUAGCAUAGCGCUAUCAGUCCCGUCUCCAGGCCUCUCACCUACACACUCUAAGUCGCUUUUCCAGCUGCGUCUGCUGCACUACCCAUCUAUUGAGGCAGAAGAGCUCAAGAACGACAAACGCAGUCGAAUAAAUGCACAUUCAGAUUUUGGCACGUUGACCCUUUUAUUUCAGGACGAUGUUGGAGGCCUCGAAGUCGAAGAUCCCAAACGUCCGGGAAACUUCAGUCGCGCCGGCCCGAUCGAGGGUGCGGUGUUAGUCAACGUAGGAGACUUGAUGAUGCGCUGGUCGAACGAUAGGUGGCGGUCAACGGUGCACCGCGUGGGACUCCCGCCCCCAAAGACGUUGGCUAUUCCGGGCCCAGGCGUGAAUACCGAAGGUCAGCGCAAUGGCGAGAAGGUAGUCAUUUUGGAAGAUGCGAUGGGAGCAGUCGUCCCAGACAGGUAUAGUAUCCCGUUCUUUGCGACAGCGGAUAUGGAUACCGUGAUUGAGGCCUUGCCGGGUACGUGGGGCAAGGACAAGCCAAAGAAGUAUGAGCCUGUCACCGCCUGGGGAUACGUGCAAAAGAGGAUGGCAAUGACGUAUGAAGAGUAG